Molecule: messenger RNA, 745 nt
Organism: Morus notabilis
Lineage: Eukaryota; Viridiplantae; Streptophyta; Magnoliopsida; Rosales; Moraceae
Product: ubiquitin-conjugating enzyme E2 32
Exons: 3
Coding region: 379-654 (91 amino acids)
Source: RefSeq, a predicted model, not a curated record
CCCAUUCACUCAUUUUGAGUGAAUGGCCAUUCAUGUGGGGGGGUUGUGGAAUGGCUUCUCCAUUCAGCCCUGAUUCCCUGAUGCCCUAGCCCCAUUUCUUGCUCGACCACCGAGCUCCAGCCAUUGACCAUCGACGCCAUGGCUUCGAAGCUCCCGAACCAACUCCGAGCUCUCUACGCAUCCACCACCCGUCACCGGCAUCUCUCUCCUCGAUUCCCAAACCCUAACGAAGCUUUCCGAGACCAACGAAUCUAUCAUUUUGACUGCAGUUGAACAAACAAACAGCUCCAAAUUGUUUCUUAAACCAACGAAUCUAUCACCCACCCUCUCUCUCUCUCUCUCUAGAUACUUAAUCACCAAUCGGAUGGCGGCGGAGCCAUGGCAGAGGACAAGUACAACCUCAAGAACCUGGCGGUGAAGAGGAUUCUUCAAGAAAUCAAGGAGAUGCAGUCGAAUUCCUCUGACGAUUUCAUGAGCUUGCCUCUCGAGUUUUGCAUACAGGAGAACAUUUUUGAAUGGCAAUUCGCCAUCAGAGGUCCCCGUGAUACCGAAUUUGAGGGUGGGAUCUAUCAUGGACGAAUCCAGUUGCCUGCAGAAUAUCAGGGUGGUUUUCGAUGGUCAAAGAGAUGGCUGGAUUUGCUUUCAACCCCUUGACAGGAAGAUGGUCUCUUUCUGAUGACAUCAGUGUAAAUUUCAUUGCAUAUUGUACAAAAACAACCUCCGAAUAAAUAUCUGAAAAAUUUUG